AAAGAAAAGGAGGAAGACAGAAACAAGGAGAAUAAGCCCCAGAGUCCGGAUCAGCCCGCUGACCCCGUGAUGCCGGCUGACCUCUUUCCCAAGCCUGUGUCGGAGCAACAGCUGGAGGAAGCCUGGAAGGAAUCACUGAAAAAUCUGUUCGGGUCGAGUCAGAUCUUUGAACCGGAAAAGUGCCUGGAUCAGAGUUCCUUCAUAAAGUCCACCGUCAUCCAUGACCAGGCCACGACAUAUUACGAGAAGGGUUUGGAGAUGUAUUCCAGCAGAAAGUUGGACAAAGCGGUGACUCUGUUCAGCAAAGCGAUCAGCCUGCAGCCGGAGAGGGUGGAACUGUACGUGAGUCUGGCUGAUGCCUAUCUGCAGUUCUGUGACUUCCAGUCAGCCAUCAUGAACUACAGGCGAGCAUAUACCCUGAACCCCGGGAAUGAAGAGUUACAGCUACAAGUCGGCUUCACCACCUACAUCCAAGGCCAGUGCCUGUUUGAAAUGCAGAUGUACAGUGAAGCUUUAGGAGCUUUCACAGAAGCGUCGGAGUUGUGUCCAGAAAACCAAGGAUACCAAGUGAGAAGGAUUGUCUGCCUGGCUGCGCUGGGGAGAUUCAAGGAGGCCCUGCAGGUGGCGAACAAGUUGGUCAUGGUCCAGAAGAAUAACCCAGAGCUCUACAUCCUGAGGGCCAGGAUACACGAUCACUUUGGCAACGUGACCCUCUGUAACAGCGAUAUCACCGCGGCCUUGGCGAUGGAUCCCACCUGUCUAGGGGCACUUUCCCUCAAGUCCAGACUGGGGGAACGGGCUGAAGAGGCCAAGGCACAGGCAGUGAACAGCGCUCUGAGAGGUCAAAUGAAAGAGGCAAUGCAGAAGAUCAACAAGGCUUUAGAAAAUAACCCCAAUGAAGCCAACUACUAUAUCCUCAGAGGAACCCUGUACAGGAAACUCAAGGAAUUCAACGCGGCCAUCGACGACUAUCUCUUCGCCCUGGACAAGGUCAACUACAACGACCAGAGCCAAAUCUUCGGGGAGGCUCAGGGGCAGCUGCUGCUCACCUACAAUGACUUUGCCGUGUACUGCUACCAAAGAGGGUUUUAUGAAGAGGCCAUCCUCCUCCUGAACCAGGCCAUCAGGGGAGAGAAGCAACAGAAAGGCCUGUACAUUAACCGGGGAGAUUGUUUCUUCAAGAAAGAGAACCUGGAGUACGCCUUGCUGGACUAUGAGCAGGCUCUGGACCUGGAUAACAAGGACCACAACAUAAAGGACAGGAUCGCCAUUGUGCGUGACGAACUCGGACUUCGGGACUAUAAGCUCAGGAAGUACCUCGAUGCGGAGAAGAACUUCACCAUCGCCAUCCAGAACAGCCCCCGGGCGGCGAUGUAUUACCUUCACAGAGCCAAAGCCCAGCGCUUCAUGGAGCACCUACAGCAAUCACAGGAGGAUGUGGUCACAGCGCUCUUACUGGAUUCACAGCACAAAGAGGUCAUGCCUCUGGUAACUCAACUCUUCCCUGGGAAAUCUGUGGACGAGAUUCUAGCGAGUGAACUGGGAGAACAUUCCAGAGCAAUCCUAAAGACCAUUCCUCAGCUCUGCGAACCCUACUGCCCACCCACAGCUCAGAAAAGUCCAUCAGUGAUGACCAUGAAAAGCCAAGAACAGCUCAGCCCCAUCAUGAACACUGACCAAGCGGCUGAUAGAGAGACGCGCACACACACACUCUCGGAGACUGGAGAUCGCUAUUUACAAGCUUUACGCGAACAAGAGCAUAACGAACAGAUCAUCAUGAGCCGGAGGAAGCUGAAUUUGGAAGUGAAGAACACUCUCCGUGAGAGGAUCCCAUUGAGCUCCGAGGUGCCGAGGAUCCCCCGACAUCUCGCUCUCUGGUCCCAAAGAUCCCGGCCCCGUCAGCCGGGCAGACGCUACGACUGGAAGAAACGCCGCGCAGCUUUGCUGAAGCCGCUGAAAUGA
Callorhinchus milii (elephant shark) is the source of this 1962-nucleotide messenger RNA. Its product is annotated as tetratricopeptide repeat protein 16. NCBI's taxonomy places the organism in Eukaryota, Metazoa, Chordata, Chondrichthyes, Chimaeriformes, Callorhinchidae. The record is from RefSeq and is a predicted model, not a curated record. The transcript is spliced from 13 exons. Bases 70 to 1962 code for a protein of 630 amino acids. Gene Ontology annotation, molecular function: protein binding.